Messenger RNA from Arachis duranensis, 775 nucleotides. RefSeq names its product cytochrome b5. The coding region runs from base 179 to 574 and encodes 131 amino acids. The record is from RefSeq and is a predicted model, not a curated record. Lineage: Eukaryota; Viridiplantae; Streptophyta; Magnoliopsida; Fabales; Fabaceae. Gene Ontology annotation, cellular component: membrane; endoplasmic reticulum. Gene Ontology annotation, molecular function: heme binding. The transcript is spliced from 4 exons.
UUCCACCCUCACCAACCCCAAUUACAAUCAUCAACCAAAAACCAACCAACCAACAAAAACCCAUUGCUACUUAUUCCUCACCAACUACUCUCCAAGUCCUUCAUUCAAAAUUCCAAAGCCUCCCACCCAUUUGAUUAACAGGCACACGCCCCCAACAACAACAAGAAGAUAAACAAUAAUGGGUAAGGUUUUUACUUUGGCUGAUGUUUCUUCCCACAACCACCGCAAAGAUUGCUGGCUCGUCAUUCAUGGCAAGGUUUAUGAUGUGACCAAGUUCUUAGAGGACCACCCUGGUGGGGAUGAAGUCCUGUUGUCUUCCACAGGGAAAGAUGCGUCUAAUGAUUUCGACGAUAUUGGUCACAGCACCAGCGCCGUGGCGAUGAUGGAUGAGUUCUACAUCGGAGAAAUCGAUUCAUCAACCAUUCCAUCCAAGGUUAAGUACACUCCCCCAAAACAACCUCACUACAACCAGGACAAGACGCCACAGUUUGUCAUCAAGCUUCUCCAGUUCCUAAUUCCUCUGCUCAUCUUGGGUUUGGCCGUCGGAAUUCGCUUCUACACCAAAUCAUCAUGAUCAUUUUAACUGCAAUAAUAUGUUAGUGUUGAGAGAUUGAUUAUAUGAGGGACUGCAAGGAUAUGUCGUUUCUAUCUUAUAUACCAAGUUAUGUUGCACUUGUCUUGUUUUUGUCUAAGUAAUUUGGUGCUAGAAAAUAUUGUCUUUCUCUGUCAUUGACAUUUCUGCAGGAAGAGUUUUAUGGAGUUUAAAACUUUGAAA